GAGAAGUAGUGUUAAAUGAACCUUGGCACAAUGAAGUCCUUCAUGGGAGUUUUAGUCUCUUGCCUUUCAUUUCUCCUGGUGGAUAUCUCGGACUGCUACGAUGUUAUUUAUCCAUCCAAGUUUUUAGCUCAAAGUUACGCACAAAAGAGAAACCACGCAAAUCCAUCCAGCGCCAGACUUCCACUGAGGACGCUUAAUCCAGCAGCUACGGAUUCUCACUGUAGGAGCCGCCCGCUGGACCUCGUCUUUAUCAUAGACAGCUCUCGCAGUGUGCGUCCAGGUGAGUUUGAGAAGGUUAAGGUCUUCCUUUCAGACAUGGUGGACACUCUGGACAUCGGCACCGAUGCCACUCGGGUGGCCGUGGUGAACUACGCCAGCACUGUCAAGAUCGAGUUCCUGCUCAAAAACCAUCUGAAGAAGGAAAGCAUGAAGCAAGCGAUCAGCAUCAUCGAACCCCUGGCUGCGGGGACCAUGACCGGUUUAGCCAUCAAGAAAGCCAUGGAAGAGGCCUUCACCGAGCAGUCAGGGGCGCGACCGAAAUCGCAGAAGAUCGCGAAAGUGGCCAUCAUCGUAACGGAUGGACGUCCUCAGGAUCAGGUGGAAGAGGUGUCUGCUGCAGCCCGAGCCUCAGGGAUCGAGAUCUACGCCGUGGGGGUGGACCGAGCCGACAUGCGCUCACUCAAGCUCAUGGCCAGCAAUCCACUGGAAGACCAUGUGUUCUACGUGGAGACCUACGGCGUCAUCGAGAAGCUCACCUCCAAGUUCAGGGAGACUCUGUGUGGUACGGAUCCCUGUGCCAUGGGAAAUGACUGCGAGCACAUUUGUGUCAGCAGUGGCUCCUCCUUUUACUGCAAGUGUCAGAAGAACUAUAUUUUGAACGAGGACCAGAGAACAUGCUCCCUCAAACGUGUAUCCCCAUGCAAAAUGGGACACAGUUGUCAACACAUCUGUGUGGAAAGCGGCAUGUCCUAUUACUGCAAGUGUCAUCCUGGUUAUGUGUUAAACGAAGACAAGAGAACAUGUUCUGUCGGCAGGGACGGUGGCCGUGAUGGUCUCACUGAUGAUGCAGACAAUGGACAUAACUAUGCCGACAACGAUGGUGAAAGUAGCGCCAGUAUCGAUGCUUGUGCACUGGGUCAUGACUGUCAGCACACUUGUGUGAGCAGUGGCUCCUCCUAUUACUGCACCUGUCCUGCAGGCUUUGUCUUGAUGCAGGACAAGAAAUCUUGUUUCAAGUUCAGUGUUGGUGAUGAUGACGGUAGAACCAGUCUGGACCAGUGUGAGAUGGGACAUGAUUGUGAGCACAUUUGUGUCAGCAGUGAUGGCUCCUAUCACUGUGAAUGCUGGAGGGGCUUUGUCUUGAAUGAAGACAAGAAAACUUGUUCACGUCUGGACCAGUGUGAGAUGGGACAUGAUUGCGAGCACAUUUGUGUCAGCACUGAUGGCUCCUAUCACUGUGAAUGCUGGAGGGGCUUUGUCUUGAAUGAAGACAAGAAAACUUGUUCACGUAAGACCUUGUAGACCAGGCUAUUCAUCUGAGGGCUUAAGCUCCGUAUGUUCACUCCAACCAGGCACCCUACCUACAUAAAAAUAAUUCAUACCUAUUCAUUCACAGCAUUUAUUUACUUCUACUUGAUUGGAUGCACAUUGUGCCAUUCUAUAACUCUCACCAGUUGUGGUAAGCAAAAUCAAUCAGACUCCAAAGAAAACAUCUAUUACUGAAACAGAGACUCAUAACCUGGUAUGGUGCAUUUCACUGGUAUGUUGGUUGGAGGAACUACUGGUAGACAUUGCAGCCAAAACUGAAUAGUCCUGUUGUAGACUGUAGAAUCAAAUCCAAAGGACAGUCCACUAAGAAGCUCUAAUUUGGUUAUUUAGGUUUGGAACUAUCACACAGAUGAUAAGAGCAUUUUUUAUGACCACUUAAACCCAGGGGUCCUGUACAGAAGGGGAAGUUUGGCGUGACUUUAAAAAACUCUCCAAGAAGGCCACUCAUGGAAGGGAAAGUUGUCCAGGAGAAUGAUAAAUGUAAUGGUGGUAGAGGAAACCCUUGUUAAAAAUUAGCCUACACAAGCUGAAAGCCUACUCUCAGAUUCCUGUAAAUAUACAAGAUCUGGAAUUCUCCAGUCCCUUCCUCAUGACUUGUUGCAGGUCUGGACCAGUGUGAGAUGGGACAUGACUGUGAACACAUUUGUGUCAGAAGUGAUGGCUCCUAUCACUGUGAAUGCCAGAGGGGAUUUGUCUUGAAUGCAGACAAGAAAACUUGUUCACGUAAGACCUUGUUGUAGACCAGGCUAUUCAUCUGAGGGCUCAAGCUCUGCGUGUUCACUCCAACCGGACACCCUACCAAGUUUAUUCCUCCCAAUUCCACCUCUCCAAUAUUUUGUGUGUACCACCACCAUGAAAUAAUUUUGACAAGUGUGAGGUAUCUACUUCUUCUUGAUUAGUUGUACAUGGUGGCAUUCUGAAACUCUAAUCAGUCAUGGUAUGCACAACCUAAACAAACAAAAAUUGUUGAAAUGAACCCUCAUAAACUGGUAGGCUGCAUUUCCCUGGUAAAUUGGUUGGAGAAACUAUUAGUAGACACUGCAGUCUUCAAGAGCCAAAACUGAAUAGUCCUGUUGUAGACUAUAGAAUAAAUUUGAUGGUCAGAUUCCCAAGAUGCUGUAAGUUGCUUAAGAGUUUAAAGUUCAGGAGUGUCACAUAGAAAACCUUUGCAUUUGUGUAUUGGUGGAAUAAAGAUGGGAGGUUGGGUAUGCUUUUUGAAUAGGAAUUUGUUCAGGGGGAUGAAAACUGUCAAGGGUAAACAUUGAGCAAGCAACUGACUUAUAAACUGUAUCUAGUGAAGAUACCACCAUUUGGAAUUCUGCAGUACCUUAUUCAUGACUCGUUGCAGGUCUGGACCAGUGUGAGAUGGGACAUGAUUGCGAGCACAUUUGUGUCAGCAGUGAUGGCUCCUAUCACUGUGAAUGCUGGAGGGGCUUUGUCUUGAAUGAAGACAAGAAAACUUGUUCACGUAAGACCUUGUAAUAGACCAGGCUAUUCAUCCAAGGGCUCAAGCUCCGUAUGUUCACUCCAACCAGGCACCCUACCUACAUAAAAAUAAUUCAUACCUAUUCAUUCAAAGCAUUGAUUUCUACGUGUCCGUAUCUCCUCUAAGUACUUCUACUUGAUUGGAUGUACAUUGUGCCAUUCUAUAACUCUCACCAGUUGUGGUAAGCACAACCAAUUAGACUCCAAAGCAAACAUCUAUUAUUGAAACAGAGCCUCAAAACCUGGUAUGGUGCAUUUCACUGGGCUGUUGGUUGGAGGAACUACUGGUAGACAUUGCAGCCAAAACUGAAUAGUCCUGUUGUAGACUGUAGAAUCAUAUCUAAAGGACAGUCCACUAAGAAGCUCCAAUUUGGUUAUUUAGGAUUGGAAGCAUUGCAUAAAUGACGUGAGCAUUUUUUUAUGAGCAUUUAAACCCAGGGGUCCUGUAAAGAAGGUAAAGUUUGCCGUGACUCUAAAAUCUCCAGGAAGGUCACUCAUGAAAGGGAAAGUUGUUCAGGAGAAUGCUAUUUGUAAUGGGGGUUGGGGAAACCCUUGGUUAAACCAUUAACCUGUAUUAGCUGAAAGCUUAUUCUCAGAAUCCUGUAAAUGUACAAGAUCUGGAAUUCUGCAGUACCUUAUUAAUGACUCGUUGCAGGUCUGGACCAGUGUGAGAUGGGACAUGAUUGUGAACACAUUUGUGUCAGAAGUGAUGGCUCCUAUCACUGUGAAUGCCAGAGGGGAUUUGUCUUGAAUGCAGACAAGAAAACUUGUUCACGUAAGACCUUGUUGUAGACCAGGCUAUUCAUCUGAGGGCUCAAGCUCCGUAUGUUUACUCCAGAUACCCUACCAAGUUAAAGAUGAAGCUCAUUUUCCAAUCCCAGCCAGACAUUGCUUUAAUUCAUGCUUUGGUUGAAAUCAAACCAUUUAACUUGGUAUGGUGCAUUUCACUGGACUGUUGUCUGGAGAAAAUACUGAUAGACGGUGCAGACUUUAAGAGCCAACACUGAAUAGACCUGUUGUAGAUUAUAGACUCAGAUAUUUAAAUCAGUGUCCUAAGAGGCACUUAAUUGAACAGUGAAUAGGUUUAUUGAGUUUAAUUAUUGCACGAUUUAAACCAUGAGUUUUCAUAAAGAGGGGUCAUUAGGCAUAAUUUUAAAGGCCCUGACAUUGCAAGGGAUUGAGGAUCCUGCUUUUGGAAGGAAAAAGUUGUUAAUAAGGGUCAAGGGUAAAGGCCACCCCUGGUUAAACCAUUCAUCUACACAUUUUCAGCUUUGUAAGCUGCUUGUUUAUAUUGGAGGUUUAUCAACUGCAUGUAGUUCACAUUCCAGUAAAGAUACACCAUCAGGAUUUCUCCAGUGUCUUCCUCCUGACUCGUUGCAGGUCUGGACCAGUGUGAGAUGGGACAUGACUGUGAGCACAUUUGUGUCAGCAGUGAUGGCUCCUACCACUGUGAAUGCCGAAAAGAUUUUGUCUUGAAUGAAGACAAGAAAACUUGUUCACGUAAGACCUUGUAGACCAGGCUAUUCAUCUGAGGGCUCAAUCUUUGUGUGUUCACUCCAAUCGAGCACCCUACCUAGUUAAAGAUGCAGAGGAAGUGAAUCUGUACUUACUAUUUUCUUAAAGAGGCAUUUACUUCUUCUUGAUGGGAUGGUUGUACCUCAUGGAAUUCUAAACUUCAACCACCAGAUCUACUUUUUUAAAUUCUAGUCCAUCUAUUCUAGAUAUUUUGUCCAAAAACCGAGACAACUUUGAUAUAAUGCUUAAUAACCAGGUAUAGUGCAUUUCACCGGCGUUUUGGUUGGAGAAUCUACUUUCAGAUAUUGUAGCCCUCAGGUCAAACUGAAUAGUCCUGCUGUAGACUGUAGAAUCAAAUCUAAAAGUCAAGUGGAGAGUUUGUAUGGUUGCAUUGAAAGAGUCAGUUUUGUGGUCAAUGGUUAAUCCAUUGACAUGUUUAGGGCCUAUCAGCAGUGAGUAGAAAGCAACAUCAUCUUAACAUUAAGGCUGAUUUCAUUUGAAAAAGAAUCUGUCUCAGACUGGCUAUUAGUUGAGGCCUCAUCUGUCUUUGAUUUCAUUUGUUUCCAAAAUCAAUUUUAUCAUUGAUUCACCAAAAAACCCCAAACACCAAGUAACACUUAUAAUGUUGCAAAAGCCUAUUUGACAACAUUGCAUUAGCUGAUGCUAAGUGUUACAUUUUUGCUAACAAACUACACAAAACUACUGAAGACACAAGAAUUUUUCUUGCUUCUUGUAAUUAAGGACUUUCAGAAUGUGGGAUCAUAAUUAAUAUGGUUGAUUAUUCAUUAAAAGAUAUUCAUUAAAAAAGCAUAUUAUAGAUGGAAUAUAACUAGUAGCGUUUUAUAGGCUAGAGUGCACAAAAGAGAGCUUUGACUAAAAAACUUUGCAUAAUUCUGAUAUGUAGAGAUGAAGGUGGAGAUUGUUCAGGAUCCAUGUCGCUGUGAGGCCAGACUGGCUUUCCAAAGGCAGACACAAAACUCCAUCCAGGCCCUCAAUG
Molecule: messenger RNA, 5545 nt
Organism: Hemibagrus wyckioides
Lineage: Eukaryota; Metazoa; Chordata; Actinopteri; Siluriformes; Bagridae
Gene: matn3a
Product: matrilin 3a
Exons: 7
Coding region: 16-1521 (501 amino acids)
Molecular function (GO): calcium ion binding
Source: RefSeq, a predicted model, not a curated record